AUGAGCGCUGACAUUCUGUCCGCAACAACGUCGACGGCAGCGACCGGAUCUCCCUCGACCACGCCGGUCGCGAGGGAGAGUCAACCUGCAAACUCCAUCACAUCAACGACAUCAACUUCAGACAACCCGAGGACAAAUGCACGCAGCCAUGCCCCAAAACAGCCAGAUGAGAAGAUCACGGGUCUGACACCCGAGCAGGUGAUGCAAGAGCUCAAGAAGAGCGGAUACGUUGAUCAGUUGCGUCGUCAGAUGAUUGAUGCCUUCACCGCCUCCUCAUCUGCCUCAUCUGCAACCACACGCAAUGCGCCUACAUCUAGCUCUGCCACAGCUGCCGGUGCGCAGGCUGCAACUCCUGCUUCUCAGUCCGCACCCUCUGCCAGCCUUACCGCCCCCACAACUGAGGUAUCCGCCACCGCUUCAGCCGCUGGUGCGUCACCACCAACACCCACUCCCGCCCCUACCUCCGCGCCUUCACCAACAACCACCACCACCACACUAACCCCGCUCGACAUCGGCACCAAACCCGCGUUUCUCUCCUUUCUCUCCACACCACUACGCCAGCAAGUCGAGCGGCAACACGGCAACCUGCGCAACGCAGACACCCGAGGCCAGCAAGACCAGCUGCUGAAGCUCCUCGACUCGGAGCCCGUCGAGCACCCACACCGCGACGCUCUCGGCGACGCAACGCUGUACGACCUCCUCAUCCGACACAUCGUCACGGCUGAUGCUCCAACGAGCAGCCCAGGUACGGGGGGGAUGCUCGAUAAGACCAAAGGACGAGUCGGGACAGAGGCGUUUGCGAAAAUCAGAGAGACUAUCAAUGAGAUGCUCAAUCCAAGCGCAAAGGACGCCGAGGACGACGAGGAAGAGGAUGACGAUGAGGACGACGACAACGACGAAGAGGCGGACCAGGAGUCUGUCGCAGCGGCCGUCGACAUUGCGCCUCAAACGCAAUUAAGUACAGCCGAAACACAGUCAUAA
This is a messenger RNA of Sporisorium graminicola, 981 nucleotides long. RefSeq lists its product as uncharacterized. The record is from RefSeq and is a predicted model, not a curated record. Lineage: Eukaryota; Fungi; Basidiomycota; Ustilaginomycetes; Ustilaginales; Ustilaginaceae. The transcript has a single exon. Bases 1 to 981 code for a protein of 326 amino acids.